Molecule: messenger RNA, 282 nt
Organism: Penicillium psychrosexuale
Lineage: Eukaryota; Fungi; Ascomycota; Eurotiomycetes; Eurotiales; Aspergillaceae
Exons: 1
Coding region: 1-282 (93 amino acids)
Source: RefSeq, a predicted model, not a curated record
AUGAAGCGGAAGAGCGCCCGAUAUCCCACUUUCCAGUUCCACUAUGGUGUCGACGACUGCCCAGGGCAAAAUCCCCGAAAGACAAAUCACCUGGUGCAGUGUGAUGUCGGAAUUUCGACCAUGCUACAAAUGAGGCUGUCGCAUGGCGGCCAACUUCGUGUUCCAGGUUCGUCGUCACUGCGCCUGGACGCCAUUUCGGGAAUUGACAGUGACGACAAGAUCGUGCUGGCGCUUUGCUGUCACAGGCCGCUUCCCGAGUGUGACUCAUACCCAAGCCCCUAG